AUGAGGAGAAGCGGCAUCAGCAGCUCCUGGAGGCUGUCAGCUCCCUCGCUGGAAGGAAGCGGUGGGCGGAUCCCCCCUGGGGAGCGCCCCGUGCCAGCUCGGGCUGUGCUAACUUGGUCCGCUUUGCGCCAGGGGGACGGCGAUGAGGAGAAGCGGCAUCAGCAGCUCCUGGAGGCUGUCAGCUCCCUCGCUGGAAGGAAGCGGCGGAAGCUGGCGGAGCGCUCCGAGGCGAGCGUGCAGGUGUCCGAAUUCAAUCUCAGCUGUGAAGGCGCCGGGGAGAGGCUGGUCCUGCCUGAGCUGCUGGGCUCCAUCCGGGCCUCGUCCUCCCUGAGCACCGUGAAGAAGCAGUUGAAUCGAGUCAAGCAGAAGAAGUCUGUGGAGCUGCCACUCAGCAAAGAGGAGUCGGAGCGGGUUGUGCGGGAGGCUGCCUACAGCAAGACGUCGAAGGCCGUGGCCAAGUGGGAGCAGGUGGUGCUGCAGAACCGACGGGCGGAGCAGCUGGUUUUCCCCCUGAAGCAGGAGCGGGGGGGCGCUGCGCCCAUCGAGGAGGUGCUGACUGGUUGGAAGGCCCGAACGCCGCUGGAGCAGGAGAUCUUCAGUCUUCUCCACAAGACGCAGCAGCCGGUGACGGACCCGCUGCUGACGCCCCUAGAAGAGGCCUCGCUGCGGGCGAUGAGCCUGGAGGAGGCUCAGCUGCGCCGUGCAGAGCUGCAGAAGGCCCGGGCCCUGCAGUCCUACUAUGAGGCCAAGGCCCGGCGGGCGAAGAAGAUCAAGAGCAAGAAGUAA
Pelodiscus sinensis (Chinese soft-shelled turtle) is the source of this 786-nucleotide messenger RNA. Lineage: Eukaryota; Metazoa; Chordata; Testudines; Trionychidae. The record is from RefSeq and is a predicted model, not a curated record.